Molecule: messenger RNA, 600 nt
Organism: Nomia melanderi (Alkali bee)
Lineage: Eukaryota; Metazoa; Arthropoda; Insecta; Hymenoptera; Halictidae
Gene: ND-13A
Product: NADH dehydrogenase (ubiquinone) 13 kDa A subunit
Biological process (GO): mitochondrial electron transport, NADH to ubiquinone
Cellular component (GO): respiratory chain complex I
Source: RefSeq, a predicted model, not a curated record
UUGAGUUUUGGACCCAUGUUCAAUGCGGUUCAAUGGGAUUUUUUGACUCAACAUUCGGCCAUGAAGUCUCAUAAGAUGUUCAGUCUAUCCUAUCUAUCGUCGCUGACUCAAUGCCCAGUAUUAUUCACGCAGGGAUCAAGAUUAAGAAAAAUGGCAUCUAGGAGAAUUAUUGGAUUUCUUGAAACUUCUAAAGUAAAAUUUAACUUUACAAGCAUAUUGUCGCGAAAUUUGCAUGAUGUAACUAGUGAUACUGCUAAGAAAGUAACACAUACUGGUCAAUUAUACGAUGAAAAUGAUUAUCGUAAUGCAAGAUUCGUUGACAGACCAAAAGAAGUUAAUGAUAAUUGGGCUAUUAAACUAAUAGCAGAAGUUCCACCAAAACCGGCAAAGGAUAGGAUUGUGGCUUGUAAUGGUGGUGGUGGACCAUUGGGACAUCCAAAAGUUUACAUUAACUUGGAUAAACCUGGAGACCAUACCUGUGGAUAUUGUGGAUUACGUUUCUACAAAGAGGAUGGCCAUUAGAUAAAAGAUUUCAUAAUGCUAGUAGUUCUAAAUAAAUGUGUUAAUAAAUAUUUAUUAUUAUCAAUGUUUAAAAUAUAA